This is a messenger RNA of Mya arenaria, 639 nucleotides long. Its product is annotated as heat shock 70 kDa protein 12A-like. The coding region runs from base 1 to 639 and encodes 212 amino acids. NCBI's taxonomy places the organism in Eukaryota, Metazoa, Mollusca, Bivalvia, Myida, Myidae. The transcript has a single exon. The record is from RefSeq and is a predicted model, not a curated record.
AUGAAGAAUGUUUCUUCCAUUCUGCUGGUUGGAGGCUAUGGCGAUUGCAAGCUUGUUCACGAUUUUGUAAAAAGGAAAAUAAGAAACAAAGAUAUCAUCAUUCCACAAGAAGCUGGGUUAGCGGUGCUCAAAGGUGCAGUCAGAUUUGGACAUUUACCCUGGCUCGUUACAUCUAGAAUAGUGCAAUCCACAUAUGGUUUCCUUUCAACAGCAGACUUUGAUGCAAACAUUCAUCCCAUUCAGAGAAAGAUUAUUGGUAGUUAUGGAGAAGAAAAAGUCAAAAACGGUUUUUGUAAAGUUGUCGGUGUAGACACCGAGGUUAGCAUUGGAAAACCGGUCAAGGCUCCCGGAAAGUGCUUUCUUUCGUUAGAUGGUGAUACUACUUUGAGAAUUUACACAUCCUCAGAGGCAAAUCCCGUUUUUGUAACUGAUGUCAACUGCAAACAAGUAGGAGAACUUUCAUUGGGAUAUGCAAAGGGAAAUUCCAAAGGUGAAAACGAAAUAGAAGUUAGCUUUCUCUUCGGUGAAACAGAAAUAGAAGUGAAGGUGAAGAUGCUGAAAGAUGGCUCGGAAAUAAAGAAGAUCAUUGAUUGUUUAGCAGAUAAGGGAUGCAAACAAGUUGACCCAGGUUGUCGAUAA